Molecule: messenger RNA, 1041 nt
Organism: Heterostelium album PN500
Lineage: Eukaryota; Evosea; Eumycetozoa; Acytosteliales; Acytosteliaceae
Exons: 2
Coding region: 1-1041 (346 amino acids)
Source: RefSeq, a predicted model, not a curated record
AUGAAUAAUUGUGAAAUAUUAAUACCCAAAGAUUUUAACCAAUUAUCUGUUGGAGUAUAUCAACAACUAGUAACCUAUAAUAAGAAUAUUAAUCUUCCACAUUAUAAUAAUAAGACUUCACCAUCAAAUAAAUUUAUUAUUCCUAGUGGAACACCAAUUAAUAUUGCACCAUUACUCCCCUCAAAGUAUUGGUCUAUGGAAAAGGGAGAUCCUCUGGCAUUCAUAUUAGAGUUUAACCAAGAUCUGCCUCUUGAGGGUGAACAUCCUUGUACUAUUUGGGUAAAGGAUAUGGCAACUACUCCAUGUACUCAAAACAAUUCAUUCAAUUUCCAACUUAUCCAUUGGAAUGAAAUAAAUGGUCUUGGUAGAGAUCUAGAUGGACAAGCAUUGUUUAGACUCAAUACUAAUGGACAUAUAUUUUAUUAUAAACCAGAUUCAGCAUUUAUUUGCAAUGCUAGAUUUAAUGCCGUUCCUCCUGCAUAUAGAGAUAUUCAUGCUUUUCCAAGUCAUCCAGAUUUUGUAAUUGAAGUUAGAUCAUUUUCAAAUAUUCCUAGCAAUGAUUUGAACAACCAAUUACUCAAGAUGUGUCGAUGGAUUAGAUCUGGAGUGGAAUCAGGUGUUUUGUUUGAUGGAAUGGGUAUGAAUAUCUACCUAUUUUGUCAAACCAAUAUACUUGCCAAUGGUAGACAUGGCCAAGUACAAGGACAACAAUUGGCUCACAACAACGAGAGCAAUCAAAUCCAAAUCAACAUUCAACAAUAUCAAAAUGAUAUAAAUGCUAUGGUAAUCGCAAAUAUAAAUGUUGCCCUACAUCAAUUGGAAGUUCAACGACUUCAACAAAAGCUGCAAACAAUGAAUUGGCAACAGGUAUAUUUCGAGAAUAUGAUACCAUAUCCUGGGUUCCAAAAUGUCUCUUACAGAACUAUUCCGUUAGUAGGAAUUCCAGCUCCUACUCCUAAUCGUGGUCCACAAUUAAUAGUCCAUUGUAUUGGAUUUGUAAAUGGAUUUAAUAUUGAUCUCUCAAAAGUUUGGAUUCGUUAA